Messenger RNA from Peronospora matthiolae, 1980 nucleotides. The record is from the annotation of a GenBank genome assembly. Lineage: Eukaryota; Oomycota; Peronosporomycetes; Peronosporales; Peronosporaceae.
AUGGGCGCCGCAUGCUGCCACAGCACGCGCUUCAACGACCCGCUGCUGUCGCUCUCGGCCUCUGCCAUGAGUGUCGAGAUGCACCACUUCUACACACCGUUAACCGCUACGUCCCUGUCGUCCCCCCCUUCGCUCUCGUCCUCCUCUGCGAGGCAAUCGCUGGCCAACUACGUUUCGUUUCCCUUUCCGUUUGUCGUGGAGCCCACGACGACGACUGGUACACAAACGGGACACACGAAUAAGAAAUUGAAACGAAAGAACAGGCGAAUGAAAACGAUGCAGAAGAGAAUCAAGAAGCAGAAGGGACACGAGACAAAGACCGUGGCGACACCAUAUGUGGGGGAGCACUGCCGCCAGACGACGCGAGGAACGUUUGUGCCGCUCACGCUCUUCGAGCUGAGUGUCCGCCACGUCUGUGCCCAAUUAGUGGUACACCAGCACAAGACUCUGCGCGCUGCUACUCUACCUCCCGAAGUCGCCUCCAACGUCUUACAGUGGCUACGACGGCACCAUAUUCUGGACAAGUCAAAGUUUCAUGCGCUUGCUCCGUUCUUGCUCGUCACGUGGAACUUGGCCGACCACCAGGAGGUUGAAGACUCGUGGUUUGAUGGCAUUCCAGCGACGACGUUGGCGCAAGUGAAGAGCAUUGACGUGUCGGGGUGCGUCUACUUGCACCACGUGGGCUCAGAAAAGGGACGAGUCCAGUUGCCGCAGCUGGUCACGGCCUCGUUUCAAGGAUGUUCGAGUCUCUCGACCGAAUCGGUUCAGUCGUUGACGUUUUCGACUAACUUGACGGCCCUCAACUUGUCGGGCUGUGUCAAUGUGGACGAUGAGAGCGUUCGAGCACUGAGUGCGUUGAGACACUUGAGGUCGUUGCAGUUGGUUGGCUGUUGUAAGUUGACAGAUAAGGGGGUCAAGCACUUGGUGGCGAUAGCAGGACUCGAGAAACUGGGUCUUGGCCGCUGUGGAAGACUCACUGAUGAUGCAAUAGUUGGCUUGGCCUCGUCAUUGCGUGCAUUGCGAGAGCUGGACGUCGCACACUGUCGCCUGAGUGAUAGGGCCAUGCAGCACAUUGGUGGUGUCAACAGUCUGGAAGGCCUGGUUAUUCGUGGCUGCCAUGAUGUGUCUGAUGCCUCGAUGGGAUUCCUCGCUGGGCUAACGAGGCUCAAGUAUUUUGACGCGCGGCACUGUCACAAGAUCCAUUCCAUCCCGAUAGAGUGGACGCAGCUGCAGGUGUUGCUCCUUGGGUACACUGCAUUUGCUGAGUCCGAUACAGCUCGCUUGCAGCACUUCACCGAGUUACAACAGCUUGAGCUUCGCAAGUGCCACAUUAUGAAAAGAGGAUUUGGGUAUGUCAGCCGCCUUGAAAAACUCACAAAACUUGAUUUGAGCGAGACCUCGUUGACGGAUGCUGCACUGAUGAAGAUAUGCGACCGUGUAACCAACCUGGAGGUACUCAACAUAUCCAACACCAGAAUCAGUGACAAUGGAACGUCCGGCCUCGCUAGGCUAAAAAAGCUGCGCACUCUUCACUUGGACACACCAGAGAUCACGAACAGUGCGCUGGCAGACGUGUGUUUUCUGUUGCAUCUUCAGCGGUUGGAUUUGUUUGGCGCAAAUAUCACCGACGAUGGACUUAUGUAUCUUGUUCAGCUGCGCGAACUUCGAGAACUGACGAUUUGUGGAGGCAACGUCAGUGAUCGUGGCGUGAAGAUUAUUUCGGGGUUAGCGUUGCUGACAUAUUUGAACCUGAGUCAAAAUCGAAAUGUGACAUCCAAGUCGUUGUUUCGUCUUCGAUCUCUUACUAGUUUGCGAUGUCUAAACUUGUCGAAUACGGGCAUCUCAGCACCAUCACUACGUCAGUUAUCGCCUCUAAAGGAGUUACAGUCUCUGUCUGUCUACGGGUGUUUACUAUCGCAAAAACAUAUUGACGAGUUGAGGGAUGUACUGCCGUCGUUGAAGUGCUUGCGAUGCAAUUGA